AUGGCUAUACGGCUUUGGAAGGACCCGGACACUGAGUUCUGCGAUGACCCGCCCGGAUGGGAAGGGGGCAUGACGGCAGACAGUAAUCCUAAUGUUGCGUUCUUGAUGAUGGAAACUGAUGCAUCCAAAGACGAGUGGGGCUGGGCGCCAAUGUACUGGAAUAGUGAGAUAGGGAAUGUUUGGGCUGUUCGGGAAGAUGGGCAGGAUCUGGCUGUGAAUGAUGUCGCAAUGAUGUGCCAUUUUGCGAGGCGCAAACUGCAGCUGCGGUCGGAGUGGGGCGCUGGGAAAGAAAGCGUGUGUGUCUUAGGGGUAACCUGUUUUCGAAAUCUACUGUACGGCAUGGCAAUCACCUUGAAGUGUCCUAAGUUUGAUGGAGUGCUGAAACAUGGCUUGCAGGGCGCCCACCGUGCAAGCGGCAACUCCGCCAGUGACCAGGCGUGUGACAUGGAUGUCGAAUGGAAAAGGAUGCUUCGGGAGCGCUUAGACGUACAUGGCGAGGCGCACGAAAAUGCCCAAGUCAUUCUGGACGGAUAUGUACCUCGUGGAACCGGAAAAUCCAGCUUCAGUCUUUCACUGGCGGGGGAAUUUGAACUUGAUAUUUAUACGCUACAAUUGUCCGGUAUUUCGGACAGCAAGCUGAUGAAGCUAUUUGCUGAGCUUCCACCGCACUGUAUCGUUCUCCUGGAGGACGUUGACGCCGCUGGGAUGGGACGAAGGGACGGUGCAGAUGCAGACCAAGAAAGCAAUUCAGGCUCUAGAGUCACCCCCUCUGGUCUUCUUAAUGUUCUUGAUGGUGCGUCAUCUCAAGAAGGUCGGGUGCUCAUUAUGACAACCAACCACAUCGAACAUUUGGACGAAGCACUCAUUCGGCCUGGCCUCUUCAAGCAGACGCCCGGCCACAAGCAAUCCAAGAGACAAUUCGGUGAUGAGACGAUUGAGAGACUUGCCGACAACUUUGCUUCCAAGGUGCCAGACCAAUUUUUCAGUCCAGCUGAAGUUUUGUCGUUCCUGAUGGAGCAGAAGAACUCGCCUUUUGGUGCUGUUACUGGUGUUGAAACCUGGGUGGCAAAGGCAAAGGAGGCAGUGAGCCAACUGAAGAGGGAGAGUUCUUGGGUGCAAUAA
Messenger RNA from Penicillium oxalicum, 1122 nucleotides. RefSeq names its product Mitochondrial chaperone BCS1. Gene Ontology annotation, molecular function: ATP binding; ATP hydrolysis activity. The transcript has 5 exons. Bases 1 to 1122 code for a protein of 373 amino acids. Gene Ontology annotation, cellular component: mitochondrial inner membrane. The record is from RefSeq and is a predicted model, not a curated record. Gene Ontology annotation, biological process: mitochondrial respiratory chain complex III assembly; protein insertion into mitochondrial inner membrane from matrix. Lineage: Eukaryota; Fungi; Ascomycota; Eurotiomycetes; Eurotiales; Aspergillaceae.